Arabidopsis arenosa is the source of this 3344-nucleotide messenger RNA. NCBI's taxonomy places the organism in Eukaryota, Viridiplantae, Streptophyta, Magnoliopsida, Brassicales, Brassicaceae. The record is from the annotation of a GenBank genome assembly.
GAGAGAGAGAGAGGAAAUCGAAUCUGGAUUUUAGACGAACUAGGGUUUGUAUUUGUACAACGAAAAUCAAUAAAUGUUGGAUUAGCGGAUUAGAGAUCGGUUUGCGAGUUGUGCUCAUCAAUUCUGUUGCUUAUGACUGAUAGAAGAGCUGGUAAUCGCUCCAUGGGUCGCAAAGGUCGUCCUAAAAUGCAGUCUCGAACUUGUAAUGUCUGCUCUGCUCCUUGUUCAUCUUGCAUGCAUCGUAAUGCGGAAUUUACCAGUUCAAAGUCAGACGAGUCAUCAGAUGAGAACUCUCAUGGUGUAGUGGCGAGCCAGUGUUCUUUCAACGGGGACAAUCUUUUGCGUUCUUCUGGGGUUAAUGCUCCCAGCAGUUCACAUAACACUGCUAGUGAAGCGAGCCAUCUGGUUAAUUCCAAUCAUGAUACUUCAUCUGAGAAUGCUGAGAGUAUGGAAAUUAUAAGAUCUUCUGAUAUUUCCCAUGGCCCAAUAUUAGAUAGGUCUCGCAAAGAGCAAGAUUCCAUCAUGGUAGAUUCAUGUAGUGACCAUCAGGCCAGAAGCACUCUAGGGCAGGGAAAAGUCAAGGAAAAUUCAGGAGCAAAUAAUAACGAAGACAAGAAAAAUACUUUAACUGGAAGUUCUAAGCAUUCAGGACCAAAGGUUGGGAAGUCAGGAGAAAAUGUUCUCUUAAAUAACGCAGAUGAAUCAAACACAUCAGCCAUGUCUGAGAGUGAGAGUGAAACUGAUCCUGAAAUGCUGGAACUUGAUGUAAAAGUAUGUGAUACUUGCGGAGAUGCGGGUCGUGAGGAUUUACUUGCUAUCUGUAGCAGAUGCAGUGAUGGUGCUGAACACACCUAUUGCAUGCGAGUAAUGCUUAAAAAGGUUCCUAAGGGUUAUUGGCUUUGUGAAGAAUGCAAGUUUGCUGAGGAAGCAGAAAAGCAGAAGCUAGAAACCAAGGGAAAAAGAGAAAGUGAGGUAAACAGGAAUACACAGAGCUCCAGCAAAAGGCACAUAGAUAAAUUUGAGGCAGCUCCAGAUUCUAAAAGAUUGGCAGUUGAGGCUCCAACAGGGUCACCCAAGAGAUCUGUUCUCCCCAGAGUGUCCGCUUUAUCCCGAGAAACAUCAUUUAAGGGCUUAGAGAAGCCAGCGAGAAAGCUAGCUCAUAACUCAUCUUUCAAUAGCUACUCCAGUGAUGACACAGAAAGCACACGAUCUACUGACUCGCAGCUCCGGUCCCCUAAAGGUUCCUUUUACAAGUCCAAUUCGUUUAAUUCUUCGAGCUCUAGACCAAAAGUGAGACCAGUGGAUGAUGUUAUGCUUCCACGACAGAAGACUGGGAAAGGAAAUUCUUCCCUUGAUGUAAAGGAAGGAUUUUGUAAAAAUGUAGGGAAAUCAAUGUCAAGUAGAUGUAUAGACGUAGGGAGCUCUAGUUGUAAUGACUCAGAAGUAAAAGGUUCAACGCAACUGAAAGAUCGGAGCACAGAAGCUAACCCUUCAGUAUCCAUUUCACGUGGCAAUUCAUCCAUUCCUUAUGCAAAAAGUCCCCGUGAUUUGAAGGAUUUGCAGUCUGAUGGUAAACAAGGUAGCUUGUCAAAGCAAGCCAGACAUCUAAGUCGAAACCGUCUAGAAGAUAUAGUUGCUUCUGUGGGGGAUUCAUCUAAAAAUGAAAAGUGUAGUUCAAGCGAGCAAAUAUCAAGUGAAACGAAAUGUAAAGAUGAACUGGCACAUGUAGAUGGUUUACCUCGGUCGAGGGAAUUCAGAGAGGCGGGGGAGAAAAGCAAAGAUGCUGUUGGUAAUCACCAAAAGCAAAAUAUUAGCGAGGAUAUUAAUAAGGGCAAUAGGUUGCGAGCAGCGGUUGAUGCUGCACUGCGUAAAAAACCCAGCUUUAGCAAAAACAGAGGGUUGGAGCAAUCUGAUUUGCCUUCAGUGUCUAAUGUGGAUUCCGGUUGUAAUAAGGCUUUAAAAAGUUUACCCUCAAAGGUGCCGGUCAUAAGAGAUUGGCCUGUGGGAUUCCAAGGAUUGCCAGGAGGGCAUCCAAAUUUACGGACAGACAAGCAGACAAAUGCGGUAAAUGGAAACCAGUCUACACUCGCUGGUACUGAUGCAAUGGCUGCUUCCCAAUCUGUUGAGCUUGAAGUUAAUUUUCCUUCUGUAAAACCGGUCAUGAGAGAUUUGCCUGUGGCUGCCCCAAAUGUUCUGUCGACAACCUCAGCCAUCCCAGAGCAUGAGUAUAUUUGGCAAGGGGGCUUGGAGGUGCAGAAAAGCAGAAAUUUAUCAGCAAUGCAUAGUGGAAUACAAGCGUAUCUUUCAACCUCAGCAUCACCUAAGGUGGUUGAAGUGGUGAAACAAUUUCCUGAAAAAGUCACCUUGAAUGAAGUACCCAGGCUUAGUUCAUGGCCUGCACAGUUUCAAGAUACAGGUGCUAAGGAACAGCAUGUGGCUCUUUUCUUCUUUGCCAAGGACAUCGAGAGUUAUGAGAAAAAUUAUAAGCCUCUGGUAGAUAACAUGAUUCAGAAAGAUUUAGCCCUAAAGGGAAGCCUCGAGGGUGUUGAGCUUUUGAUUUUUGCGUCCAACCAGCUUCCUCAGGAUUGGCAGCGCUGGAACAUGUUAUUUUUCCUUUGGGGUGUAUUCCGAGGAAAAAAAGAGAGUUGCUCUAAUCCACCCAAGAACACACGUCUUCCGGCGUCUUGUGUUUUGCCAAAUAUGAAGAAAGCUUUUUCUACUCGUGAGACCUUUCACCAUGAGAAUCCAAGCAACAGAGAGUCUUUGACUGAUCGCACGUCGAACAGAAUGCAAUCGUGCAUGAAGGAGGAGAAAGCUAAAGAGGGUAAAGCGUGCGAUGCCAUUGAGAAGGAGAAUGCAUUCUCUGUUUCAUAUGGAGAACAUGGAGUGGCUGAAGAAAUCGAGGAAGGAGAGAUAGGUGUUAGCCCACACUUGAAGGAUGAGAAGACGGGGCCUGGGACAGUGAAAUCCUCUGACAUGAACCCGAAAGUGAACGUGGAUGAUCUGAAUAAAGAAGGGUUGUGUGAAGGUCCAGCGAAUAAAAAGCUGAAGACAGUUACAGGAGUAGAAACUGGAUGUAGCAUUGUCAGGAGGGAUACAUCUGUUCAUAAAUUUGCUUCAAAGAGGACUUCUGACAUCUGAAAUGGUAGACAAUAAUAAAACUACCGACCAUGACCACGAGCACAGGAGUCGUCUUGCCUUUCAUGGCUGGAACAACCUCAAUUGAAGAACAUAGAAGUAGCAGUAGUCAUAAGCCACAAGAUAAGGUGGUGAAUCAGGAAAACAAUCCAGCUUCUCUCUCACUAUCUUUGUUCUUGUCAUCCUUAUAAAAGAAACGACAAGAA